GAGUAUGCAGCAUCUGUCAGAGUCUGUAUUUGUGGGACUGUGUUACAAAGUGGGGUCCUCAAAGCAGGUGAUCAUGAGGAGAGAGCUGAAGGACUUCCAGGACAUGAUGAUAAAUCAAGUAAAAAAGACAAGAGAAGAAGACAUGGAAAUCACCAGUGGGAGCUACAGAGAAGGAUUCAGGCUACAGGGAUCAGAUGUGGACAUUAUGAUUUGGCCAAUUGACCUCACAGUAAUAUGGGACUUACACCAGGCUCAGAAAUAUGACUUAAGUAGAAAAACAUUGAUUCUCUGUGAUUGUUCUGAUAGCCCACCAGGAUUUGCUUUACUUGAAUUAUUGACACCAACAGACAGGGAAUAUUUACAGAAUGCAAGUAUGAGAAUAAAUGACAGAGUCUAUAUAUCCAGUUCCAAAUACAGACAGAUCACAUGUUCAGUAGCUAUGCGUAAUCCUAAGGAACAUGGUCCGUGUGGUAGUGGUGUUUUUGGGAUAACAGAGUAUGACAUCGCCAAAUGUUUUGUCUGUGAUUUUUGGCCCCCUCCUGCCUCCAAAUGGAUAGACAGAUGUCACGCAUGGCCCCCGUCUUUUAUUGUUGAUGGCAUAGUCAGAAAUGGAUGCCACUUUGUGGCAAUAGGACACAAACUAGGAAAACACGCAGACAAAGAAUGGAGAAUUUCAUUCUCUUUAGCAGAACAAAAACUUGUAUACUCAAUGAACCAUUGCCAAUUCUUAACCUAUGGUCUGCUUAAAUUGUUUUUAAAAGAAUACAUUAACAAUGGAUUAAGUGGUGAGGAUAAAUUACUGUGUUCCUAUCACAUGAAGACAGCAGUUUUCUGGGCAAUUCAACAAAACACAAUACUUCAUUGGUAUCCACAAAAUCUCCUGCAGUGUUUCUGGGUCUGUUUUAAACUUAUCCUUAAAUGGGUGUAUGAGGGGAUAUGUCCAAACUUCUUUAUUCCAGAAAACAACAUGUUUCUGAGUAAUAUCCAUGGUGAAGCACAAAAGAAUUUAUUCAUUAGGCUUCAUGAAUUGUAUGAGAAGGGUAUAGUAUCACUGCUUCAUUGUCCAUCUAUCAGGUCUAGCAUUACAAGUGUCCUUAUAAAUCCCAGACAACCUGUUGAUACAGAUGAACACAUGCUGAUCUCCAAGGCUUUGUUUGCAGUAGAUCUACUUGAGGAAUUGUAUCAUUUUAUUCUACCAACACUAGACCUACACCGAUGUAUGAGGUUUUUAAAUGCUGUAGAAAAGUUGAUAAUUUUACCCCUGACUCAGAACCAGGUUCUCAUGUUACAGAAGCUUACAGCCUCUGUACUCCGGAACACUGCUUUUACGUUAUACGUCAACCUUUUUGCACCAUUCAAGGUAAAUAUUAGCUCAGUUGUAAACAAACAGGUUUAUAUGGCUAAUAAAACAUCCAGUUAUAUGCUGAAAUUAGCAGCCAAGUUUGGAUGUAUUUCUGAUAUAUUAUAUAUUGCAACGUUUUACUACGAGACAUUGAGACAUAAAGAAGCCCUAUCAGUUAUAGAGAUGACAAAGGUCAAGUUAGCACAGCCAUAUGUAAUUUAUGUCUACCGUUUAGCAAUAAAUGCAGAGAGGUACAUAUUUAGCGAGUUUGUAGGGGGACAUUCCUGGUCUACAAGGAUGAGACAUGUUGUGGCAUAUGAUAUUGUUCUUGAAAAUGCAAUCUUUUACAUCAAUGAAUUAGUACCAGAACAACAGUCUGGGUUACAGUGUGGAUACCCUAUAUUACUUAUCCCACUCUAUGUUUUCAUACACAUGUUAGAGAUCUUGUGUUACAGACAUGUAGACCCAAUGAGAGCACAAACAGCUCUUAAUGAACUACAGGACCUAGUCCAUCAUGAUCAGCAGAUGUACAUUGAUGCAUGUCAAAGAGACAUAUCCUGGCAGAUUCUAGGGAUCUGUCAACAGGUGACAGGGAACUAUCAAGCUGCUCUGUACUCCUACCAACAAUCUCUCAAACAAGAAAAAAUACACUAUAUUCAUACCGCUACAGUCAUGAGAAUACAGGAAACCAUGAGACUUAUGUACAGAACACAUGAAUAGUCUACAGUCAAACCUCGUUAUCUCAAACUUGACGGGACAAAAAAAAACUUAAGGAUAUCCGAAGAUUCAAGACA
This is a messenger RNA of Saccostrea echinata, 2136 nucleotides long. RefSeq lists its product as uncharacterized. The coding region runs from base 5 to 2062 and encodes 685 amino acids. The record is from RefSeq and is a predicted model, not a curated record. Lineage: Eukaryota; Metazoa; Mollusca; Bivalvia; Ostreida; Ostreidae. The transcript has a single exon.